AUGAGGGUGGCCGGGCUGUCCUGGCUGGCUCUUGAGAGCACCUCUGGACGGGUCAUCUCGGCCCUCCUCCCAGUGCCUCUUUUUGCACACCAGCCUGGAGCGGCGGGGGCCGCGCAGCCCCGAGGGGCCAGGUCUUCCCAGGCGAGGGUGGGGGCCGGGCCAGCUGAGCGGGACCGGGGGACCUGCUCCUGCCCCCCUCUACCUGCCACCCCGGCCGCCCCUUCGCGGUCCCGGGCCGGCCCGCCCGCGGGCACCUGGCCCUCCACCCCCGGCGGCCCCCGCCGGCCACCCCAGCAGAGGGCCGAGGCGGCGGGGCGGGCGCGGUUUUCUCUUUCUCUCGCACACACACUCUCUCACUCCAUCUACUUUGCGGCCUUGGAGGGGAAGGAGGAAGCCGGGCGGAGCCGGGCGGGGGAGGUAGCGGUCCCGGGGAGGUGGCUCUCGCCCGACGAGCCGCCCCGAGUGCAGAAAGUACAGGUCGAACGGAUUGUUGACAAGAGGAAGAACAAGAAGGGAAAAUGGGAGUACCUCAUCCGGUGGAAAGGCUACGGGAGCACGGAGGACACGUGGGAGCCAGAGCACCACCUCCUGCACUGUGAGGAGUUCAUCGAUGAGUUCAACGGGCUGCACCUGACCAAGGACAAGAGGGUCAAGUCCGGGAAGCAGGCGGGCACCUCCAAGCUCCUGCGGGACACCCGAAGCCCCGCGUCGUCGGUGGAGAAACUCUCCCACAGGCCCGCGGAGCCGGGAAAGAGCAAAGGGGCUUCCCACAAGCGGAAGCGAAUCAACCCGCCCCUGUCCAAGCCCAGGAAGGGCUACUCAGGCAAACCCCCGGGGGCUGGAGACAGGGCUGCCAAGACUGUGUCGUACAGGACUACGCCCAGUGGCCUGCAGAUCAUGCCCAUGAAAAAGGCCCCGAACGGCAUGGAGAACGGGGAUGCCGGCUCUGAGAAGGACGAGAGGCACUUUGGAAACGGGUCCCAUCAGCCUGAUGUGGAUCUGACCGACCCUGUCGGAGAGCAGGACGCCAGCAGUGGCGAAUGUGAUGGGCCCCACUCGGCGCUGGUGGAGAACGGGCUGGGCUCUGCUCUGACCAAUGGGGGGCUGAACCUGCACAGCCCCGUGAAGAGGAAGCUGGAGGCUGAGAAGGACUAUGUCUUUGAUAAGAGGCUCAGGUACAGCGUCCGCCAGAACGAAAGCAACUGUCGAUUUCGGGACAUUGUGGUGCGGAAGGAAGAGGGUUUCACGCACAUCCUGCUGUCCAGCCAGACCUCAGACAACAACGCGUUGACGCCCGAGAUCAUGAAGGAGGUCCGGCGAGCACUGUGCAAUGCAGCCACAGAUGACAGCAAGCUGCUGCUGCUCAGCGCCGUGGGGAGCGUGUUCUGCAGCGGUCUGGACUACUCCUACCUGAUUGGCCGGCUGUCCAGUGACCGGCGAAAGGAGAGCACUCGGAUUGCGGAAGCCAUCAGGGACUUCGUGAAGGCCUUCAUCCAGUUCAAGAAGCCCAUCGUGGUGGCCAUCAAUGGGCCAGCCCUGGGCCUGGGCGCUUCCAUUCUGCCCCUCUGUGACAUCGUGUGGGCCAGUGAGAAGGCCUGGUUUCAGACGCCCUAUGCCACCAUCCGCCUCACACCUGCUGGCUGCUCCUCCUACACCUUCCCCCAGAUCCUGGGUGUGGCACUGGCCAACGAGAUGCUGUUCUGCGGGCGGAAGCUCACCGCCCAGGAGGCGUGCAGCAGGGGCCUGGUGUCCCAGGUCUUCUGGCCCACCACGUUCAGCCAGGAGGUCAUGCUGCGUGUCAAGGAGAUGGCGUCAUGCAGCGCCGUGGUGUUAGAGGAGUCCAAAUGCCUGGUGCGCAGCUUCCUGAAGUCGGUCUUGGAGGACGUGAAUGAGAAGGAGUGUGUCAUGCUCAAGCAGCUCUGGAGCUCCUCCAAAGGCCUGGACUCUCUGUUCAGCUACCUGCAGGACAAGAUCUACGAGGUCUGAAGCCCGUGCAAGGGUGCCUGACUACACCUCGGCCUGGGUUCCGGCUGUCAGAGCCCAGCGUCUGCCCGGCCAAGGAGCUCUUCCCGAUGUCUCUACAGCUAGGGUCGUGUCCAUCUCCUCGUGUCCUUUGGUUGUUCUUCAUUGGUUUGAUUUUGUGUGAUGGUGGGAAACACAGCACACUUGGCCUCCCCCAUGUCCCACCCCAUAGAGCUCUCGAGGGCUCUGCCUUCCCAGGGCUCUGCCAGGUCCCGUUGUCCUUCCCCACUUGCUGAAAUGCACCAUCGUGGUCCAGGAAAGGGAGACCGCCUCCCCCAUCCUUCUGACUCAGGCUGUGUCUACACAGUGCCUCUGACUUGGAGACAAGGCCAGCAUGGUUUGCUCUGGUUGAGUGUAGAUGAUCCAUCCUAGCAAAUUCACAGACCCGUGAGCAGGCUUCUGUCUCCUCUCCGAUGCAGUCUGUGUGACUAUUAGGGCUUGGUCUUAAAAACCCAACUGAGUGAUUUACAAACCCAGAUAUUGUACAUUUAGAAAUGUUUUGUUAAAUAUAUAUUUUUAAAACAAUGUAAGUGGAAAUUCUGAUAAUUUAUGUAUAUUAUAUGUAAAGCUAGUUUUGCAAAAAAACACAUGAACUACUAGGAAAAUGUUUUCUUUUCUUUAAUCGGAUUUAUUUUAUUUAUUUAUUUUUGUUUAUAUAUUAUGAUGUCUGUUAUUCACGCAGAUCUUAUUUUCAUACUGCCCUGGACCAAAUACCGUUCAAGGUUCAUACUGUUUGGUGCAUUCUAGCAAUGAAGCACAUAGAAAUAAAACUGAGAGAGACGAGAACAGAAGGAUUUCUUUGGAUAAAGGAAUAGCUCUGCAUCAGACCCUUUUUUGUGUAGCUGUGGUAACAUAAUACCAGUUCUCUAGUCUUAUCCUUAAGAGAAAUCAUGUCAGGAUUUUCUCUUCACUCUCUGUCUUUAAAGAGAUAAAGGGCUCUCAGCUUAAAUGGUCCCCAAAUAGACCUAGUUCCUACUCUUAGGGCAUCAGGAACAGGUAGGAACAGGCCCUACCUGGUAGCAUGUGGCCCACCCUGAGACUUUUCUUUGUGCAAAUGACUGAGCUUGGAUUUCAGAGACCAUUUCUUCCAUAUGUGCAUCAAUUGCUGGUUUUGGCCUUCCAGGAAAGUGGCCAGAAUUCUUGUCUGUUGAGUUGGCUGUACAAUCUGAGUCUUUUUGCCUCCAGAAGCCCAAAUGAUCCAUCUUUAGAAAUGGUCCCCUGCUUUCUGUUCAGAUUCCAGUCAGGUGCAGUUAUGUUCAGUAGCUACAGAAACAGUGUCCAGAUUCUCAUUGGAAAUGGAAGGGGAUAUUUAGAAAUUCAUUCUGAUCAAUAUCCACCUUUGUUUCUUGCUAAAAUGUCUUAGCUUUGGGGUAUCAUCAAUUUCAAACCCCUGAAGAGUUUGUGGAUCUGUAAUGACUAAGGUAGGCAGAUGAAACCAUCUCUAAGGUGGAAUUCAUGCUGUUAAUUGGUAGGUUCUGGGUGUAACAGGAGGUGUUUUCAAAGAGUCUGUGUUUUGGUUGUUUGAUGAAGUCAGCUGAAUAAUGGAGUUCCACAGUUGGGCAAAAGUUAGUGAAGUCUCUUUGCUACGAUAUAGACCGAACCGUUGGAUUUUUCACUUUCUGACAAUAAGUAAGGGAAAUCCAUGUACUUACAGCAAAUCUAUCUGGGAUGAAAAAUACCAGACCUAUGGUUGUGUUAAGGUUUACCCUAAUAGCAUUCUCCAGGUAGUGUCAUUUUAAAAAUCUUGUACCCCAGCGCCCUCUCUCCUUCCAUGGGAAACUUGCUGUCCUACUUUUCUCCCUACACCCCAAAUCCCUACUCCAUGUCUGUCUCUCGCUAGAGCCUGGGCAGAUCUUUGAGGAAUUGUCAGCCCCAUCCCAGAAUUCCUUUGGGAUUGGAAGAACAGCUAUGGAUGGAGGCUGAGGGUACUUCUCUUCUGGAUGUCCUCUCCUUCUAUAGACUCCCGUCCCCUCCGCCCCAACCCUGAUUAUGCCUAAUAUCCAAUGUCCUACAGUGGAGCCAUUGGAGUGAACAGCCCUGUUCCCAGGGGACUUUCUACAGACCUUCUGUUAAGAUGCUCAUACCUCCUCAAAGUCUGGAAGUCAUGGCAUAAUACAGAUGUUAUUUAUACCCGUGUCUCUUCUCACUCAGAAAUAAGGUCUGCAGGUAAAAAGCAUCACCAUUCCUCACUAAGAAUGAAAUGGGGUAACUAUGAGAAGGAAGUAGAAUAUUGAUUUGAAAUAUUACUCUUGUUUGGUAUACAUGAAACUAGAAAGUGGCCUCUCAGAAGCAUGAAAAUAUAUUUUCCCCAUUUGAAGUUUAGUAUGAGGAUGGAAAAAUAAUAAUCACAAUACACUUUGAACAAUGCAGCUCUCUCUCUGAAUAGCCACAUUUAAAAAUAGCCUUGACUAAAUGCUGAAUUGCAUUUCCCAUUAUGAAUGGUUAGUUUCAAAACCUUUAAAAAAACUUUUAAAAAGUUUGUAAACUUUUUUUAAUUUUGAAUUUAGUCACAUUCAUGAGAUUUUUCCAAUCUAGUUUCUGUGGAAAUUUUUUAACAAAGAGAAACAAAUAGAAACAUCUGCAAAUCUUCUUAAGUGGAUAUUUAAAAUGCAGAAUUACUCCUCUUCUGUGUUUCUGUAUUCAGAUACUUAGAUUUGUUGUAUAUAUUAGUCUAGACUAAUUCACUAAUAUACACAGUAUUUAAGACUCUAAAUGAGAUUUCUUAAGUAUUUUAUUUUAUUUUCUGUAAAUGGUUUUGUAAAAAUCUUAAAAAAUCUACACUUUGCCUUUGUAGAUACAUCUUUGAGGGUUGUCUUGCAUGUAUAUUUUUGUUGUAGAUAAGUGUUGCUUAGUUCUUUCUGCAAAUUUUGGUUGAAAUGCUUAUAGACUUUAAUACAGUAUAUAUUUUCAAAAUAUAAACUUUUAUAUUUCUGUGGUAAGUUAGGAUAUGCGUUUUAGGCAAUCUUUUCCAUAAUAUCACUUGUUCUUUCAAAAAACUAGCAUACAGGUUUGGUGCCAAUGUUUUUGUUUUGUUCUUUAUGUUUUUAAAAUCUACUGCUCUUAUACUGUUAGAGAGCAGGUUCAUUUUCUUUUUCUAGAAGUAACUAAGUUUGAAGUAUCAUUUGAAAAUGUAUUGAAUUUUUGAGUAAGCCUUACCAUUAGGAUCAUAAACUUUCCAACCUUUGCAACUACGUGUGUAGUUUAAGAUCUCCCCAUAAAUUCUCACAGUGUGGCAGUUGAUGGAGUUUGUGGACAGAGCCUUAAGAUUGCUGCAAAAAUAAUAAUAAAAGGGUAAUACGGGUUGUUUCCUCCAUGUUGACAGGCUCAAUGUAGUCUGUCGGUCAGAGUUUGGUUAAGUUGAUGGCGGCAGGGACCAGAUAGAUACUUUGGAGAUUGUCUUUGGCCAUAAGGUUGGCCCAAAGACAGAUUUUCUGGAGCCACUUUCAUACUGUUCACUUGGUUUAGACAUGGUCAUGGGGAGGGCUGCUGGUUCAUCAUUUGUUCUGAACAAAUGGCACUUCCUGCUCCUGACCCUGGUGAUGGAUCCCAGGGCUCCUUGUGGAUGACCUGAGAAGUCCAGUCUGGUUGAGGUCAGAGCUCCUUGAGAGAUGUUAACAAAGUUUAUGUAUGAGUCUUACUGUGUAGACAAUCUGAAGUUGGUUUUACAUAAUCAGCAUUCCCAUGUGUCCUCAGUGUCCCCUUGGUGAACUCUGUGUGUCAAGCCAUACUAACCUGGAGUUUAACAGGACAAAAGCAGUUGGAAUGCUGAACCCGCUCAUCAGCUGAGUCUGUCUAUCUGGGGCUAUCUCAGUGGAGAAAAGGCAGGCAUAGAGAUGAUCAACAGUGAGGUUAUUGUGUUUGGGAAUCUAAUAAAACCAGCUAGAAUUUGGCCUUAGGUUUUAAAAAAAUUACAACUCCUUUGGUUGGCCACAAUGGAGUAGUUACCAACUGAUCUUCCUUACCAAUGCCUUUGAUCUAAGAUCUCGAGUGCCUGGUUACAGUAUGGCUGAAGUCAUUUGGUCCAUCUUUAAUAAGUGUCCAUAAGGUCAUCUUAUCAACCACUGGGAUGGAAAUUUGUGAAUUUGAUUCCCAUUUUUGUAUUGCGUGUGGCAAGUCAGGAAAGCCAGUGUCUGGUGUUAGGGCUCAGCUCUGACGUCUCUGUAGGGUGACCUCACUUCACUGGCCCAACAUCUGGCCUCAUGCCAGAGCUCAUUCAUUUGGCUCUGGGAAGGUCAGAAGGUAUAGAGUUUUCUAUCUAGUAUUUAAUUUGUCCCUGUGCCAUUAGUCUCAGCUUGAAGUCAUUUGCCAAGGUCUAUGUUGACAGGAUUGUGAAAAUAUUGCCUUUCAUAAAACCAAGGACCAAAGAAUUCCAUUAUUCCAACAAAGCGUGAGUUUCAUAGAUUUUAGGGGCGUCCAGAUGGAGAAGUUCGAGCUUGAAAUCACUCAGCACCCCCAACCUCAUGCUCCCUCGGCUGGCCAGACACAGGGACUCGUUGUCACAUUGAGAAGGCUCUGAAAGAGGAGUUUCUAAGGCUGAAACUUACUGUCUCAGGUGGUGUUUCUGCUGUAUAGUCCUAAGCUUUUUAUUCAUAUCAUAUAAAGUGGGAACCUGGCAUUUCUCUGGGUUUAUCUGACCAGUGUAGAUGCCUCCUUUUGCACAUGAGUCUUUGAUACGAGUUUUGCAACUGUGUCUGCGCUGAGCAGUGGGAUCCUCUGACUGCCAGAUUUCCACCUCUUUAGUUCUACAUCAACCCAUUCCAAUUCCAGUUUGGCAGGGAGUAGGGGAGAAUUUUCCUCAAUUCUCACACCAGGUGAUGCUCCAUUCUCAUUCAUGGUGAAAUCAUUGAUCCAUUAACCAGUUGAGAAAUGAUGGAUGUUGACAAAGUGCUAUUCUAUUGGUAAGGCUUAUUACCAAACUUCUUAUAAUGAAGCAGGCUACCAAAAACUUACCCAGCCCACCCCAAGAGUGUUCGGGUUGGUUCAUGGGUGUAGCAUACACACCAAAAUCCACGGAGACCUUUGCAAAUUAGGCUACUCGUUUUAUUUUGCCAGAUUAUCAUGGGAGAGUCUUUAACUAGUUCUGAACAUUUGUAAGUAUGAGUACUUCAUAGAGAUAUAAAGCAGGUACAGCAGACCCAUCCUCACCAUGUUGUAAAUAUUUCCUGAAACUGGGUGCAGUCCUGAGGGAUAAUAAUCUUCUGAUUUAUCAAAUGCUGACUGUCUAGAGCAAAGUGUACACUCUCUUUGUGAAUGGUCCUGUAACGUGUAUGAACACAUUUCUGGGUGCCUUAGAAGUUGUAUUUUUCAUGUGUGCUAAUAUGCAGUAUUUAUACAUUGUGAGAAGCUGCUUUGAAUAAAAAGGUUGAAACUUUGUCUCCCA
This is a messenger RNA of Heterocephalus glaber (naked mole-rat), 7402 nucleotides long. Lineage: Eukaryota; Metazoa; Chordata; Mammalia; Rodentia; Bathyergidae. The record is from RefSeq and is a predicted model, not a curated record.